CGGAAGCUGACAGUCAUCUGAUUUCUGUUUUUUUCCUCGUGUGUUUCCUUGUUAGCCAGCGUCAGAGCUAGUCAACAAAACAACCAUACCAUCUUAUUUACCUUUCCCACUUUGUCCUUUUUCUCUUUCUGUAGGAGUUAAAAUAACUCCUUGUCCGCCUCCAGAGACAUGGACGAGACGAGUCCACUUGUCUCUCCGCUCCGGGACUCCGGUGAUUUCAGCUACUGUCCCACAGAGCCCACCAGCCCCCGGGGUGCGUUUGGAAGCACUCCGGGCUCCGUGGUGCGCAUCCCGGCUGGAAGUCCGGGGCGCAGCCGGGAGAGACAGCCGCUUCUGGAUCGGGACCGUGGAAACUCGCCGAGGGAACCGCACAGGAACGAGUUCCCAGAGGACCCUGAGUUCAGAGAGAUCAUCCGAAAGGCCGAACGGGCCAUAGAGGAGGGGAUCUACCCGGAGAGGAUCUACCAGGGCUCCAGUGGAAGCUAUUUUGUCAAAGACUCUCAGGGGAAGAUAAUCGGAGUAUUCAAACCUAAAAACGAAGAGCCCUAUGGCCAGCUGAAUCCCAAGUGGACUAAGUGGCUCCAGAAGCUGUGCUGCCCCUGCUGCUUUGGCCGCGACUGUUUGGUCCUGAACCAGGGCUACCUCUCAGAGGCCGGGGCCAGCCUGGUCGAUCAGAAACUGGAGCUCAAUAUUGUUCCCAGGACUAAGGUGGUGUAUUUGGCAAGUGAAACAUUCAACUACAGUGCCAUUGACAGGGUUAAGUCUCGAGGUAAGAGGCUAGCCCUGGAGAAGGUGCCUAAGGUGGGCCAGCGCUUCCACAGGAUUGGGCUGCCACCCAAGGUUGGCUCCUUCCAGCUCUUUGUCGAUGGAUACAAAGACGCAGAUUUCUGGCUGCGGAGGUUUGAAGCAGAGCCUUUGCCUGAAAACACCAACCGUCAGCUUCAGCUGCAGUUUGAGCGUCUUGUAGUCCUUGAUUACAUCAUCAGGAACACAGACAGGGGAAAUGACAACUGGUUGCUAAAGUACGACUGCCCCAUGGACUCUGUUGGCAAUAGGGACACAGACUGGGUGGUAGUGAAGGAUCCCAUAAUCAAGUUGGCGGCCAUAGACAACGGCCUCGCCUUCCCUCUCAAACACCCCGACUCCUGGAGAGCUUACCCUUUCUACUGGGCUUGGCUCACCCAAGCCAAAGUCCCUUUCUCCCAGGAAACCAGAGACCUUGUCCUACCCAAACUCUCUGACCCAAACUUCAUCAAAGACCUAGAAGAGGACCUCUACGAGCUAUUUAAGAAAGAUCCAGGUUUUGACCGGGGACAGUUUCACAAACAAGUAGCGGUUAUGAGGGGGCAGAUUCUGAACUUGUGCCAAGCCCUGAAGGACGGUAAAUCGCCCCUCCAGUUGGUCCAGAUGCCCCCAGUAAUCGUUGAAACAGCCAGAGCACCUCAGAGAGCAAACAGUGAGUCCUACACGCAGAGUUUCCAGAGCAGAAGACCCUUCUUCACCUGGUGGUAGGAAAGGGGCAGGGAUGCAGAAGAGGAGGAACUGCAGGAAGCUGUAGCAAGGAAAGGAAAGGAGUGAGGAGCCUGCGCGUGCGGAUGGAGGAGAAGACAGAGUCUGGGAGCGCAGGUUUUUGUCCUGGAAAUGGAAAUAAUCUUCCCCCCAGACUUCCUCUACUUCUGGAUAUUUUGGUAACAGAGAGUGAGUUAACGGGUGUUGAGAUGAGGCCAAAAGAGGAAAGAUUUCACAACAUAUCUUCUCAUUUUGCCUCUGUGCCUUGAGUGGAUUAGAAAUGAAAUGUUUAAGAGUUUAAGCUUGUGUACCUUCCUGAGAAAGAUCCAGUGAGAUGACUUUUCUGUUGGACUUCUGGGUGCACACAAUGUUUGCUCACACACAUGCACGCCAGUUGAAGGCCUCUGUUUUUGGGUGGGAGGUGUUGCAUUCCAUGUUAAUUUUGUUUUCUUGUUAUACCUCUCUGCCUUUUGAUAUUCACAUGCAUAUUUGCAGUUAAAUGCACAUGCACAGUUAAAAACCAACCAUCUUUAUUUCAUCUGCCACUGAGCAGAGGGGCAUUGGUGUCUUAAGUCCACCAGCUCCUGUUUGUCUUGGCCAUGUUGAUUUCUGUUCAUUUUCUGGCUAGUGGGUGGACCUAAGUAAACAAAGAAAUAACUUCCUGUACUGAACUGACAUGAGAUGUAUUGUGAAAAUGCACUGUAUAAUUUGUAUGUAAUAUUUAAUGAUAGAUUAUAAUUAAAACAUAUUCCAUUAAUACAGA
Mugil cephalus (flathead mullet) is the source of this 2272-nucleotide messenger RNA. It is a transcript of the gene pi4k2a, whose product is annotated as phosphatidylinositol 4-kinase type 2 alpha. The transcript has 9 exons. The coding region runs from base 169 to 1512 and encodes 447 amino acids. Gene Ontology annotation, molecular function: 1-phosphatidylinositol 4-kinase activity. Gene Ontology annotation, biological process: Golgi organization; endosome organization; phosphatidylinositol phosphate biosynthetic process. Gene Ontology annotation, cellular component: plasma membrane; lysosomal membrane; endosome. Lineage: Eukaryota; Metazoa; Chordata; Actinopteri; Mugiliformes; Mugilidae. The record is from RefSeq and is a predicted model, not a curated record.